Galleria mellonella (greater wax moth) is the source of this 1169-nucleotide messenger RNA. It is a transcript of the gene NPF1, whose product is annotated as neuropeptide F. Lineage: Eukaryota; Metazoa; Arthropoda; Insecta; Lepidoptera; Pyralidae. The transcript has 5 exons. The record is from RefSeq and is a predicted model, not a curated record. Bases 119 to 484 code for a protein of 121 amino acids.
AGCUGAUAGUCCACUCGAACUUGUUGCAUUUUCGCGCUCUCCGGCUUUCCAAGUUUGAAAAGUUUUAACUUUCGAAUUUUUUGCUGCACAGAAAAAAUAUCUGUAACAAGACUCCAAAAUGAUGAACAAGAGGAUCGCUGUUGCUAUCGCCGUGGUGUUGGCCGUGAUUUGCCUGGUGGAAGCUAGGGAGGAAGGUCCUCAUGACAUGGCAGACGCCCUCCGUAUGCUGCAGGAACUCGAUCGUCUGUACACUCAAGCUGCGAGACCAAGGAUUGACCGCCGCGAUGUUGCGGAGGGAGACCGCGUCGACCCAGACUUGUUAGAUCGCGCGAUGCGCCUGAUCCAGCUGCAGAAUCUAGACCGCAUUUACUCCUACCACACUCGACCAAGGUUCGGCAAACGUUCGGAUGCGUUCACAAACUGGGCCAAGGAUGUUGAAAAACCGGACUUACCAGCGUGGCUGUCGUACGCCAGGAGGAGAUGAGGGGUGCAACAGUACGGGAUCUAUCAUAAAAAUCACUAAUCAAUGUUCGUGAUCAACCAUUGUAUACAUUCUCGUGCCGAUCAGUUAAUUAAUUAAUAGAAUUUCUCUCAGUUCUUCUUAUACAUGGUAAUAUAAUAUUUAUAUAAAUUCGUGCAAUAGCUAAAGAGGUAGUAAACGCUCAUUAGAGAAUUCACCCACUUUUCAUCUUUUCUAACGAAACAAUGGAACAUUACCAAAUAAACAUCUCAAUAUAUGUAUAUUGCACAAAGCAGUAUAUUUAUGUAUUUAGCUCUAAUUUGUUGUAAUAUUAUAAUUAUCGGAUCAUUAGCAAAACAUUAUUGUGCUAAUUUUAAUCUUAUAGAUAGUAAGUUAUACAGUUGCAGUAUCAAAUUUGCAUGUUACAAAUUCGUAAUUCUUCCUUAUAUGUUAUGUUAAUUUUUUUAUAUAUAUAUUUGCCAAAUUUAUAUGACGAUAUUUGUGUAAGAUUCAAUAUUUUUUUACUCUCCAUUAAUUGAAAUGUGUCACUGUACUACAUUGUUUUGAGUACAAUUGUUUUUUUAUAAUGCUUUCCGUUAGUUUUCUUUUCUGUAACUCUGAAACAGUAUUUAAAGGAAAGUAAAAUGAUUGUAGAUAUAUCUGUGACAUCAUUGUAAUGUUAUGAAUACAAGCAAUUGAGAAAACGUAA